This is a messenger RNA of Betta splendens (Siamese fighting fish), 2319 nucleotides long. It is a transcript of the gene bsk146, whose product is annotated as brain specific kinase 146. NCBI's taxonomy places the organism in Eukaryota, Metazoa, Chordata, Actinopteri, Anabantiformes, Osphronemidae. The record is from RefSeq and is a predicted model, not a curated record. Gene Ontology annotation, molecular function: protein serine/threonine kinase activity; ATP binding. Gene Ontology annotation, biological process: peptidyl-threonine phosphorylation; peptidyl-serine phosphorylation.
CUCUCCUCCCAUCCUGGAGGACAGAGCGAUGCGGAGACAAUAGGACGCAGAGCGCAGAGGAGGCUGCAGGAUGCUCGGAGCCACAACCGCCGACACCACAUCCUGCUUCUCACGGGACGCCGAACCCACGCGCGUCCCUCGCCACACCUGGCCCUAGUAUGUAAGCGCUCGGACCGUCUGUGUUUAGCGGCUGCCUGCGCGGACAGGGCGGACUCCACAGCCUCCAUGGGCACCGAGUGAACGUUCCAACAGCUCUCAGCCGAAACGUCCGUACCCCAGUUUUCUCCCCCCCGAAACAGCGACCCAUCAUGAGUUCCUCUCCGCUGGUGUCCCGUGCCAACAUGGACAUCCUGGACGAGCUGCAGCUGAUCGCGGCUCAGAACCUGGAACGACUGGAGGUCAACAAGUACUACGAGGUGAUCCGGGAGCUGGGCAAAGGCACCUAUGGGAAGGUGGACCUGGUGAUCCACAAGAUCAGAGGGACAAAAAUGGCUCUGAAGUUCCUGAAGAAGAAGACGACCAAGCUGAAGUCCUUCCUGCGGGAGUACAGCAUCUCCCUCUACCUGUCUCCCUGUCCGUUCAUCAUCAACAUGUUCGGCAUCGCCUUCGAGACCGACGAGUACUACGUGUUUGCGCAGGAGUACGCUUUGGCCGGAGACCUCUUCGAUAUCAUUCCUCCACAGGUGGGUCUUCCCGAAGCCGUGGCCAAGCGCUGCGUGCACCAAGUGGCCAUCGCCCUCGACUACCUGCACUGUAAGAAGCUGGUGCACCGGGACAUCAAACCGGAAAACAUCCUCAUUUUCGACCGAGAGUGCCGCAAGGUCAAGCUGUCGGACUUCGGCAUGACCCGCCGGGCCGGCUCCCCCGUUGAAAAGGUGAGCGGCACCAUCCCCUACACGGCGCCGGAGCUGUGCGACGUGUCCCGCCACGAGGGCUUCUGCGUGGACUACAGCACCGACGUGUGGGCCUUCGGCGUGCUGCUCUUCUGCAUGCUCACCGGCAACUUCCCCUGGGAGAAGGCGCUGCCGUCCGACUCCUUCUACCAGGAGUUCAUCCGCUGGCAGAGGCGGCGGACCAACGCCGUGCCGUCGCAGUGGCGCCGCUUCACCGAGCAGGCGCUGCGCAUGUUCCGCCGGCUGCUCUCCGUGGAGCAGGACCGCCGCUGCUCCGUCAAGGAGGUGUUCGGCUACUUCAGCCACUCCUGGAUGCUGGACGCCGAGAACAACAACAACAACGGCAACAGCAACGCGGGGAGCGCCGGCGGGGGGGAGAGGGCCGGCGGGGAGGGGGGAGGGGGAGGAGGCGGGGCGCACGGGGAGGCGGACGGCACCAGCUCCUCGUCUUCCUCCGGGGAAGAGGACGAGGAGCUCCUGGUGGAGAGGAUGAAGCAGCAGACUCUGUCACCUCUCUCUCCGCUGUCGCCCUUGUCUCCGGUGACGGCGGAGAGGGGGAACGGCGGCGGCAACGGCAAAGGCGGCACGAUGGAGCCGGGCGGCAGCCACCACUUCGUGUCCGUCUCCACCAACAGCUCCGUGUAGUCCACCAACAGCUAUGACACGGGUGCCGCGGGAGAGAACAGCUCGCCGGGAGCCGCAUGCUUGGUGGCGACGCCCAUCGAGAUCUGCGUCUGAGCGCGCGCCGCCUCUUUUAUUACCUCUGAGCGAAGCAUCGACGCGCAUGCAUGGAGUAAAAACACGCCAAACUGAGACACAUCUGUUUUCAAAAUCUGGAGAAGGGAAGCGCACACGCACGGAGAGCGUAACAGGAAGUACCUGCAGACGGCACAUUAUGACCCCAUUUAAUCAACGAUGCGUUCACCACGCUGUGGGAAAAUAAGAGAUUCGCUUCCAUUAGAAAUCCUGUGACUAAAACCAUCCGAAAAGACGACCAAAAUGUGUUUCUUAAAGCAAUAGUAAAAGCAAAAACGGCCACGGCGACCACAGACGCGUGACCUCUCCCAGACGAAGCCAAGGGGACCGAGGAUUUGUAUUUUCUAGGCGGAGGUUCACCUGGCAAGGAAACAAAAGAACAGCGGCGGUGGUUUGAAAUGUUCCACGUGUAACUAAAAUGUGAAAGCGUGAGUGAGUGCUCCGUGCGGUACAUGUGUGUAUGAAUCCAAAAACGGUAGAUUUAUUUGCUUUGAAUCCUAAAGCGACACUCUAUUUUUUACUAUUGGUUUUGUAAGGUUGGUUUACUAUGUUUGCACUUUUGGGGUUUUGUUGUAGUUCUGCUGAAUUUACAACAUCUUUCUUUAGCUUCUGUACAUAUUAGUGUGUAUAUUGGUUUUCAGAACCAAUUGUUUCCCCCCACUAUUAAAAA